Molecule: messenger RNA, 1266 nt
Organism: Daldinia caldariorum
Lineage: Eukaryota; Fungi; Ascomycota; Sordariomycetes; Xylariales; Hypoxylaceae
Product: Cyanovirin-N
Exons: 3
Coding region: 448-771 (107 amino acids)
Source: RefSeq, a predicted model, not a curated record
UCACCGUUCCGUGCCGUAGCCGAAUAAUGGUACCGUCCGCUUUGGUGUGAAACCACCAAGGCCGUAUAUCCGCUUCGUGAAUGUGCCCCCCCCCCUCAAGGUGACCCUCGCGAGUCCACAAGAGAGCUUCCAGUGGGGCCCAUUGCCGUGACACGUGUACAAGGGUCUGCAACGCUUCUAACAUAGUUGGGUUUAUUGUGGUUUGAGUUACAUGGAAGCUGGAGACUUGAGGAAAGGAGGUUCGUACCACAAAACUGGUACAUACAAGGUCACAGACAAACAUAUGCGUAUUCACUCAGGGAGCAGGUACCUAAGAGGAAGACAGCCCUAUAUAAACAAGACCCCUCCCCCCGCCUCUUCUUCAAGGAUCUAAACCAUCAACACUAAACACCAAACCUCAUACCAACUUCCAUCUUCAAGCCGACCUUCUAAGUCACUCUACCAAAAAUGUCUAACUUUUACAUCUCCUCUACAGACAUCCGCGUGGAUGACGGCCACAUCCUCCGUGCCCGCCUCCGAACCGAGCACGGUAGUGAGCACGACGGCGAGAUUGACCUAAACCAGUUCAUCGGAAACGACAAUGGUCGCUUUGACUGGGGUGGCGUCAACUUCUCCGAGACUGCCCGAAACAUUUCCUUCGCGAUCGAGGGUGGUGCCAACGUGCCCGUCCUCCGAGCCGAGCUGCAGAACGUCGACGGCGAGUGGGUCGGCGCCGACAUCAACCUCGGCGAGCGCAUCAGCAACGAAAACGGCCAGUUCCAAUUCAACUAGGUCAAAAUAGAUGUGAUGGCCUCCGCCAUUUACGGGAGUGCACGAUCCUCGUACCUCGUUUGGAACCUGUGAUUACACACGAGUCAUAAAAGAUAAAUAAAAAAUAUACCCUACUGACCCAACAAAACCUACGAGCUUAUUCUUCAUCGGAGCAUCUAAAGUUCUUUCGUGAAGUUCUGAAGAAUAGUGACAAUAUACCAUGCCCUCAUGUUGUUAUUAAUCCUCUUGUAUCUCUAGUGUCUAUAUCGAAGUAGGAUGUCGCCAUGUUUGGCUACACCAUACUGGGCAUAUGACAUCCCCAUUCAUGUAGUUGUUAAGAGCUAGAGCUUGAUAUCGCCCACCGUUUAAGACCUAGCUCGGGAUUCCACCGAGGUCCUCCGAUAUGUAUUUCGCUAUUAGGAGUUGUAAAGAUUGUUGAGUAAGGACAAGUGGUAAUAAAUGCAGUUGAUAAGCCUAUAUUACAAGAUAUUUGCCAACAGAUACGAGGGUGCUCAU